This is a messenger RNA of Sebastes umbrosus (honeycomb rockfish), 1985 nucleotides long. RefSeq names its product aminopeptidase like 1 (gene npepl1). Gene Ontology annotation, cellular component: cytoplasm. Lineage: Eukaryota; Metazoa; Chordata; Actinopteri; Perciformes; Sebastidae. The record is from RefSeq and is a predicted model, not a curated record. The coding region runs from base 242 to 1813 and encodes 523 amino acids. The transcript is spliced from 12 exons. Gene Ontology annotation, biological process: proteolysis. Gene Ontology annotation, molecular function: metalloaminopeptidase activity; manganese ion binding.
CCGGCUGCCGUCGCCGGUUCAGGCUGCACCAGUGAACGACCGACAGCAGCUCGUUCCUCCACUUCACCGGUACCAGAUAUAGUCAUCUAUCUCUCUCUCUCCGGCUCUAGUAGUCUCCAGUAGUCUCUAGUAGUCUCUAGUAGUCUCUAGUAGUCUCCAGUAGUCUCCAGUAGUCUCUAGUAGUCUCUAGUAGUCUCUAGUAGUCUCCAGUAGUCUCUAGUAGUCUCUAGUAGUCUCUAAGAUGGCCAACGUGCAGCUGGAGUUUAAGGCUUCAGCCGGAGACUCUGAGCCUCAGACUCGACCUGUCCUCAUCAUCGGUCAGCAGAGCAACCUGACGAGACUCGACUGGAGCAGAGUGAAGGGGAAGCUACAGCCGGCUGUUAGCAAAGAGCUCUGGCAGGCGGCUCUCAGCGCUUUGAACCCAAGCCCCACGGACAGCUGCCCUCUGUACCUCAACCAUGCCGCGGUGGCUGCCAUUCCUUCACGGGUCAGCAGGCACAACAGCCAGUCUUCUGCCCACUUUGUGUCCCGGCUGGUCCGUUCCUGCCUGCCUGGAGGGAACAACCGCUGCAUUGUGAUGGUGUGUGAGCGUUCAGAAGUGUUUGCGUCCUCCUGUGCCAUUGCCAGGGCCUUCCCCAUCUUCUCUCGCCGCUCUUCAUCUUCACGCAGAGCUGACAAGAAACAUGUCACUGUGGAGAUUUUGAUUGUCGGGCCAGAGAACAGUCCUCUGGAUGUCGCAGAACUUGAGUGUCUCUCCAAUGCUGCUCAUGGAGUGCGGAUGGCAGCUCGGAUCGUGGACACACCAUGUAAUGAGAUGAAUACAGAUCACUUCUUAGAUGAGAUCAAGGCUGUGGGAACUGAACUUGGAAUAACUCCAGUGAUCAUUCGUGGAGAGGAGCUGAAACAAAAAGGAUUUGGAGGUAUUUAUGGAGUUGGCAAGGCGGCAGAGCAUCCCCCUGCAUUAGCAGUCCUGAGCCACAAGCCAGAUGGUGCAACCCAAACCAUUGCAUGGGUGGGCAAGGGCAUCGUAUAUGACACUGGAGGACUCAGUAUCAAGGGAAAGACCACAAUGCCAGGGAUGAAGAGAGACUGUGGUGGAGCUGCUGCCAUUUUGGGAGCUUUCAGAGCUACUAUUAAACAGGGCUUUAAGGAUAACCUCCAUGCAGUGUUUUGCCUCGCAGAGAAUUCAGUUGGACCCGCAGCCACACGACCUGAUGAUAUCCACACUCUCUACUCUGGAAAGACAGUGGAGAUCAAUAACACUGAUGCAGAGGGCAGGCUGGUGCUGGCUGAUGGAGUGGUGUACGCCAGCAAAGACCUCUCAGCUGAUAUUAUUCUGGACAUGGCCACACUGACGGGGGCACAGGGGAUCUCCACAGGGAAGUACCAUGCAGCUGUGAUGACUAACAGUGAGCAGUGGGAGGUUGCAUGUGUGCGCGCCGGGCGCAGCAGCGGAGAUCUUGCUCACCCUUUGGUCUACUGUCCCGAACUGCACUUCAGCGAGUUCACCUCUGCCAUGGCUGACAUGAAGAACUCUGUGGCAGACCGUGAGAACGCCCAGAGCUCCUGUGCCGGCCUCUUUAUUGGUAACCACUUGGGCUUUGACUGGCCUGGUGUCUGGGUCCAUGUUGAUAUCGCCUCUCCUGUCCAUGCUGGAGAGCGUGCCACAGGAUUUGGCGUUGCUUUGCUAAUGGCCCUGUUUGGUCAGGCAUCAGACGACUCCAUGCUGAAACAAGUGUCUCCUCUGGGUGCAGCCACCAACAUGUGUGGUGACCAGAUGGAGCGUGACUGCAAGAGACGAAGACUGGUGUAGAACACACAACGGUUUACUUCCCAAACCCUGACCGCUGCGCUGCCACCACACACCCAAACCGCUGAAGAAGCAGAAGAAGUGCCCAUCCAGUUAGUUAAAACAUUUUAAAUUGUGAUUCACGUUCCUGUGUUUGAUCAAAUGUCACUGAAUAAAUCGGUUAAUCAUCAGUAAA